Penicillium concentricum is the source of this 435-nucleotide messenger RNA. RefSeq lists its product as uncharacterized. Lineage: Eukaryota; Fungi; Ascomycota; Eurotiomycetes; Eurotiales; Aspergillaceae. The record is from RefSeq and is a predicted model, not a curated record. The transcript has 5 exons. Gene Ontology annotation, molecular function: actin binding. Bases 1 to 435 code for a protein of 144 amino acids.
AUGCCGCAGUAUCCACAGGGUUAUUUUAUCUUCAGCGCAGCCGAAUGCAUAUCUGACUUCAAUCGGCUCCGAUCAGGGCCGGAAGCCACCAGACCCAAGUUCAUGAUCUACAAGCUCUCCGAUGACAACCAAGACAUCGUAGCCGAGGAAACAUCCACGGAGAAAGACUACGACACAUUUCUCCUGAAGUUAUGGGAAUCAGUCGACAAAGAUGGCAAUCUGGCUCCACGGUAUGCAAUUUACGACAUGGAGUAUGAUCUUCCAGAGGGCGAAGGAAAGCGUCACUGGCUGUGCAGUAACACGACCCUCUUCGUCCGCUGGGGGAAUUGCCACGCGCCUCUCAAGCAAAACAUGCGGUAUCUUGCAAGGAUGCAAUUCAGAGGAGUUGAUCCCAACGUCUUGGUUGUUGAGGCUGACAGCCUGCCAGAUCUUUGA